GGAAAUCGAUAAUCCAGCAUCAGUUUUCUCAGUACCAAAUUUUCAUUUACUCAGUAGCUCGGUGUGAGUCGUUCAGGGUGGUUAGUUAAGAUAGAAAAGUUUUGUUCUAUGGUGGUUGUGAACUUCCGUAUUUUGGCGCUUUGUUGUAAUUUUCCCGAUUUUUCUCGGAUGUACACAAAACCCCCUACUCACUCCAGUACAACUGCAUAAUGUAACCCCCCACUCCCAUCAACACAUCCAUUAUGAAGGAAAAAAAACGAUUUAUUUGGCAAAUUGGCCUGAUUCUUCUCGUCUUUUGCUCAGGACUAAUUUUCUGGAAUGUGUUCAUCAUUAUUUCCCCAUCCGACCCUUUACCUGUUCGGGUCGCUUAUUUAACUCAUUCUGAGCCGCAUAAUUUUUCGUACCCUGUACAUUUGCUCUCUGAGAAUGAUUACAGUUUGUUGGCAAAUUACUCUUUUGCAUUUAGUAUUCUAAAUUUGCGUUGUAGUAAAAGCACUUUUCUGUUGGCGCUCGUUCAUUCUGCGCCUAAAAAUUUCCAUAAAAGGAUGGUGAUUAGGAGCACGUGGGGCAACAAGACUGAAAACGUUGAGGUGUUUUACGUCAUGGGAUCAUCCAGUAAUGUGGAUACUCAGAGGAAGAUCGACGCAGAAAGCCGAAAGUAUUCGGACGUGAUCCAGGGCAACUUCCUGGAUGUUUAUAGGAAUCUCACUCUUAAGCACAUAAUGUCGUUGAAAUACGUCACGUAUCAUUGUCCUCAGGCUAAAUACAUUCUUAAAACUGACGAUGAUGUUUUCGUCAACAUGCCUCUGAUGAAGAACUUUCUCAGCAAUGAUCUGUCUCCAUUUGGCGCCAGCCAACUGUUAUUAUGCUCAGUGCAGAAGUCGGCCAGUGUGCUCAGAACAUACAGAUCGAAAUGGAGGGUAGCGUUCGAGGAAUAUCCAUUUAGAAAAUACCCCCCGUACUGUCCGGGAUGGGCGAUUUUAUACAGCCCCGACGUAGUCUUCAGGCUGUACAAAUCUGCUCAAAACACUUCCGAGAUAUUCUGGAUCGAUGAUGUCCACAUUACGGGAAUUCUGGCUGCUAAAAACAACAUUGUUCAAACGGACAACACGGAUAUGAUUAUUUCGGAAAGCGCCCAACAUCAAUUGGUUAACAACGAUGUUUUCCCUAAGGAAAAAUUCCUAUUUGGUCAACCCGAUCUGAAGGAGAGAGAAAUCAGAACUAUGUGGGCCGAAGUCGUUGCACACACCGUGACUAAAUCAAUUUUUAAAUGAUAUUAACGCUUUAAAUAUUUUUGUGCUCAGAUUACAUUUUGCUCGAAAAGCGAAAUGUAUGUACCUGCAAUCAAAAACAUUUUAUAGCUCCUUUAACUUUCAGGUAGUAACUUGCUACCAGUGCAGUAAUCCUAAGCCAAAUAACGUUAGUCAUAGACAAAGACGGUUAAAUUACUAAUACGGUAGUUAGAUGAAAGCCAAAUGAUUCAACAAGCUCGAAAUUGGAAUAUGUAAAUUAGGCCUGGGUAACUCAGUGAAUUUUUAAGAGCUGGAGCAGUGCAGCGCAAAUCGCUUGUUGCGCCAACUCAGCGCACCGGCGCAGUAACCCAAUUCCGUUGCUGGGAAAAUGUUGAUUAC
Molecule: messenger RNA, 1631 nt
Organism: Dendroctonus ponderosae (mountain pine beetle)
Lineage: Eukaryota; Metazoa; Arthropoda; Insecta; Coleoptera; Curculionidae
Product: beta-1,3-galactosyltransferase 5
Exons: 2
Coding region: 243-1274 (343 amino acids)
Cellular component (GO): membrane
Molecular function (GO): hexosyltransferase activity
Source: RefSeq, a predicted model, not a curated record